CCCUCAGUAAGAACAGAUUAUCCGGUAUGAAUCCCGUCUACAGCCCUGUUCAGCCUGGAGCUCCCUACGGUAACCCCAAGAACAUGGCCUACACAGGCUACCCAGGAGGUUACCCUACUGCUGCUCCCACCUACACACCAAACCUCUACCAAACGGGUACUCCAGGGUACCCACCAGGAUACACUACAGCGGGUACUCCAUAUAAAGUGCCCCCCACCCAGAUGAACGGAGCCCCCCCGCCCUACUCCCCCUCCCCCAACCCCUACCAAACAGCCUUGUACCCCAUCAGAAGUGCCUACCCCCAGCAGAGCAUGCAGAACCUGCAGAAUUUAUAUGCACAGGCAGCAGCGUAUUAUGGCCAGCCAGUGUAUGCGGCUCAGCCACAUGCGUAUUACACCCAGCCUGUUUAUGCUGCUCAGCCUCAGCCUCAUGUAAUCCACCACACCACAGUGGUUCAGCCAAACAGCCUGCCCUCAGCCCUCUACCCCGCCCCGGUCCAAGCCCCUAGAAACAACGGAAUGGCUGCCAUGGGGAUGGUUGCCGGGACCACCAUGGCUAUGAGUGCAGGAACCCUGCUGACCACACCGCAGCACGCUCAGCUGGGAGCGCACCAACACGUCACCAUGCCGCAGUUCCGGCCCCAGGGUGCACCUGGGUACAGCUAUGUCCCGCCCCACUGGUAGACCCCCACCCCACGAGAAAUCUGGAGUCCGACAUGGUAUGCAACUACUCCAGUCUUACACAGGCUUCUUAUGGUCACCAUGGCAAUGUCACAUCUGUCUGCAACAACAAAACUAAAGUGUUGCAGAGGCUUCUUACGGUCACCAUGGCAACCUCACACCUGUCUGCAACAACAAAACUAAAGAGCAACGGACACUUGCUGCAUUCUCUAGGGUUUUACAAAAGCUGCUUGAUAUUUGUUUGUUUACUCAACGAUUCUUUUCUUUUCCUCCUUUGAUUCGUUAAUAUGUCGUGUCAGUUCAUUGUUUUUUACAUUGUUACAUCAUCAUUGGAACUCCAGAGUGAUUGACCAAUCGCGAGUGUCUGUUGCUCUGCUCGUGUACUGUGUGCUGCUGCUGUGUGUCAGAGGUGGGAAUGUACUGGCCGCGUCCUGCUCCAUCCCUGUCAUCAUCACCAGCUUUAUGCUGCCAAAUGUUCUAACCAUUAGAUAUCAGCACAGUGCUUUGAUUGAAUUUAAUUAGUUGUUUUAAUCCCUUACUUUUACCUUUCCAACAAAGCACUGUGUUGGAACAGCAAACCUGUUGUUGUCUUUACAUCCUGUGUGUUGGAACAGCAAACCUGUUGUCUUUACAUCCUGUGUGUUAGAACAGCAAACCUGUUGUCUUUACAUCCUGUGUGUUGGAACAGCAAACCUGUUGUCUUUACAUCCUGUGUUGGAACAGUAAACCUGUUGUCUUUACAUCCUGUGUGUUAGAACAGUAAACCUGUUGUCUUUACAUCCUGUGUGUUAGAACAGCAAACCUGUUGUCUUUACAUCCUGUGUGUUAGAACAGCAAACCUGUUGUCUUUACAUCCUGUGUGUUAGAACAGUAAACCUGUUGUCUU
Oncorhynchus keta (chum salmon) is the source of this 1566-nucleotide messenger RNA. RefSeq names its product protein FAM168A-like. Gene Ontology annotation, biological process: positive regulation of base-excision repair. The coding region runs from base 27 to 683 and encodes 218 amino acids. NCBI's taxonomy places the organism in Eukaryota, Metazoa, Chordata, Actinopteri, Salmoniformes, Salmonidae. The record is from RefSeq and is a predicted model, not a curated record. The transcript is spliced from 7 exons.